AUGGGUCGCGAACUCCAAAAGAAGAAGGCCCGCUCAGGCCGCCAGCCUAUCCGUCAACUUAACAGAUCCAAGAAGAUCCUUAACCCCCGAGGCAACGAUGCCAUUGCAAAGAACUGGAACAAGAAGGAGACUCUUUCUCAAAACUAUCGUCGCCUCGGUCUCGUAGCGCGUCUCAAGGCCCCUACCGGUGGAACAGAGAAGAAGCUUGGCGCAACCACAACCCGCGCAUACCCCAAUGAUCCCUUCUCUAUCGCCACCAUGGAGAACGCCAUUGUAUCAGAGGCACGUGUCGAGCGCGAUGCUGACGGAAAGAUUAUCCGUAUUCUCGGCGAGGCCAAGCCCAACCCGCUCAAAGAUCCUCUGAACGAACUCGACAACGACAGUGACGCUGAGCCUGCCGAGGAGUGGGGUGGUAUUGAGGACGACGCUGAUGCGACCGAUGUUGUCAAGACUCUCCUGGAGCAGAGCAAACAACCUGAUCUUCCCAAGAAGAGACACCAGAGUACCCGGGAGAGGGAAUGGUUGGAGAAGCUCGUAGCCAAGUAUGGCGACGAUACAGCGGCCAUGGCCAGGGACCGAAAGUUGAACCCCAUGCAACAGACCGCAGCUGAUAUCGCCAGGCGAAUCCGCAAGAUGAACAAGGAGUAG
This is a messenger RNA of Fusarium mangiferae, 648 nucleotides long. RefSeq names its product related to NOP16 constituent of 66S pre-ribosomal particles. Gene Ontology annotation, cellular component: nucleolus. Lineage: Eukaryota; Fungi; Ascomycota; Sordariomycetes; Hypocreales; Nectriaceae. The record is from RefSeq and is a predicted model, not a curated record. Bases 1 to 648 code for a protein of 215 amino acids. Gene Ontology annotation, biological process: ribosomal large subunit biogenesis. The transcript is spliced from 2 exons.